GUGUGUGUGUGUGUGUGUGUGUGUGUGUGUGUGUGUGUGUGUGUGUCACAGCAGAGAUAAGAACCCCGCAGUUUGUCACUUCUGCAAUAUUUAAUGACUCCAAACCCAAAAAGACAAAAAGAACGAACUAUCGAUUGCUAUCCAUUAGCUUUCCGGCGCUGGAUCGAUCCAUUACUGUUGUGCGUGCCGUCAGAGAGGUUUCGCCCAGAGGCGAAGACGUCCCGCAGAAGACGACCACCUGCUUUUGUAAGCCGACGCUCUGAUAACCGUAGAUUUAAGAAGCCAAAGGGGAAACGGGCAAUUUCAAGUUAUCCAAGCGCAAGAUGUUACACCAACAAAGUUUGUUUACUUGGUGUGUCUCUAUAAGCUUAGUGGGAUUAUUUUGUGUUUCUGUACACACUCAGGAAUGUAGUGUUCGUGUUCAAAUGCCCGUUUAUGCAAUGGCUUUAAAAGCCGACCUUCUCAACACAACGAAAUGCGGAAAAGAGUUGCAAAACUUCCGAGACGCUGUUGAUCAACAAAUACUGUGGAGUUUAAAAGUUUUAGAUUCCAGUGGUGGAUAUAAAUCCGGCUUCUUUUACGGGAAUAAUUACUGGCUAGGUAGUCGUAGUCAGUGUUUAGAUACAAUAAAUAAAAGCACUACGAUCUUACCUCGGGAAAUAUAUCGCGAUAAUGAUCCGCAACAAGAAUUUCAGCCUUUUGAAACCAACUAUUUUAUCGCUCAUUUUAGACAUAACAACACCCUUCAAUAUCGUACAUAUAUGUUUCAACAGGAUGUGAUAACUCUAGGAUUAUGUCUGCCAUCAUCCUGCUCAAUAAAUAAUAUAAGUUUUAUUUUGGAAAAAAUGUUAUAUGACAGAGUUAAUUUAACAUUUGAUAUAUAUUCCGCUGACCUCAAUCUGAUUCAGGUUAAAGAUUUAAAAUACGAUAUCAAGCAACUAUCUGGUGGUGCGUUAUUUUUUAUCUGUCUAGGUUUAGGAUUUUGUUUCAUGACAAUAAUCGGAACGAUAUAUGAUGUGUUCAUCCAUCAAGAAAAUGUAAAAAAAAAUGAAAUGAAUAAAAUGGAUGAUAUUUCGUUUGCAGACAAUAUAGUAUGGUUCUGGAGAAAUAUGGAAAAUUAUGGUUUUUUAUUUGAUCCAUUGAUUGGAAUUAUAUCAGUAGACAUUUAUUUUUUUGCAAGUGGAUUUUUGGUGGCUCAUUGGUAUUUGAGAGAUAAAGCAAACAAAAUUCUGAUUAAGCAAAUUCAAUAUAGAGAAAAAUUAAAUGAACUUUUGAUCAAUAUAGUAAAAAGAUUUCUUCGGUUGACACCAGUUUAUAUAAUGGUAUUAGGAAUAAUGCAAGUAAAUUCAGAAUGGCUUGAUAAGACAUCACAAAUUUAUAUGAACGAGAAGUCGCACGAAAUUUGCGCAAAGUACUGGUGGAGAAAUCUUCUAUACAUAAAUAAUUUCUUUGAUGUCGAUACAUUGUGCAUGAGUUGGAGCUGGUAUCUAGCUGUCGAUAUGCAAAGUCAUGUAAUCGUUUUAAUGGUAUUAAUUUUAUCAACUAUGUAUUUCUAUGCCGCUGUUAUAAUGUCAGGUGUGCUUUUAAUAGGCUCAAUUAUUUUUACUGGCUAUAUUUCAUAUAUUUAUGAAUAUGUUCCCACACAUCAUGAGUUGUAUAAACUCGCAGGUGUUUUAUACAUUUCACCAUGGACGAGAAUAAAUUCAUAUUUUAUUGGCGCAGUUACAAGUUAUAUUUUAAUAAAAUUAAAUUAUAGCUUGUAUUGGAAAAAAAAAAUCAUAAUUCUAUGUUGGUGCGGCUUUGGUCUUGCCAGCGCUGUUAAUAUUUUCAUAUUAUCUUGGAUUUAUAAGCGCUAUGCGUCCAUUUUAGUUAUUGCAAUUUAUAUUGCUCUACAAAAAACACUGUGGGCUAUUGGCAUAGCAUGGAUUAUAAUAGCCUGUACUACUCAACACGGAGGCAUUGUUAAUAGAGUUCUAUCCUUCAAAGGCUGGAUUCCUUUUAGCAGAUUGACCUAUUCUGUUUACCUCUUACAUCCCAUUAUUAUACGAUCGAUUAGUUCGUAUAGUGAAUCAAAUCAUUAUGAAUUUCUGCCGAUUGUUGUUCUAUCUAUAGGAUACGUUGUCAUCAGUUAUUUUUGCGCGUACCUGUUAUCUUUGAUAGUGGAAAUACCUUGUCUUCUGUUAAUGAAAACGUUCAUCCGAAAGAGUAAUAGAAUAGUUAAAAAAGUUUUGUAAUUUUGAUAUAAAUAUGUAACCACUAUAGUGGCAUGGGGGGGGGGUGACAAUGGAUUUGUAUCCCAUUUGGAGCAGUCUAAUAAAUAAAAGUAAUAAAUGUAAAAAUAAAUGUAAUAUAGAGCUAAAUAAACAAUAAUACACAUUAUUGUAAUUUUAUUGUAAUAUCAUUACAACCCUAUUAUAAUCCUAUUAUAAUACCAUCCUCAUAAAAUCUUCUCUUAAAAAAAAAAUUUUUAUAUACAAUUACAUAAAGUUUGCGUUUGCGGAGCUAUUGCGUCAUUUUAUUCUUAUUUUAUGUCUAAUAACCGAUAAAGAUAAAAUGACGGAAUAGCGCUAAUAUUGCGCAUUACAAAUUAUAUACAAGGUAUAUAAGGGUACCGGACUCCUUCCGGUUUCGAUCUUUUUCCCAGGCCGGUCCGAAAGCUUCUGUCACGGGAGUGCAGGCAGUAUCUAAAAGCAGGAAACAACCGGGCCAGGCAGGAUCGGGGAUGAAUGUAUGCGCGCGCAUGUAUAGCGAGUGGGACGUGAUCACGUGAUUAACCUAAGAAGAAGAGAACCAAGAGAACGACUGCCUGUGACUGUGAUUAUGUGACAACGUUAAGAAGGGUCAGAACGGUCAGAACGGCAAGUUGCAAUUACUGAAAGCUGGAAAGUGAUUAAAGUGAUCAGGCACAAAAUCUGUUUUGACAUACGCUACAUAAUUGGUUUAUGUUCUUGCCUAUUAUGUUAAGCGAGAAUUUAUUAAAACGUUUGGAAGAUCUUAUGUCAUCGCCUUUCUCUUGUUCGAGUCUGUGAGGUUAGGUUAUCAUACAAACUUGCUUAUUGAGAAUUUUGCAGGAAAGAAUUAUCGGACCAAGAAUUUGCUAGGAAAUUUCCAAGGCUACAUUGUAAUGUACAAUUUGUGUGUUACACAAAAUAAAAAAGUAGUAGUUUUACAAGCAAUGCAUACAUUGCAAAACCUGACUCAUUUGCUUCAUACCGAAAUUAGUGAUCUCAGAAGAGAUUUUUGUGGGAAACAGAUAUCGGACCAAAAAAUUGCUAGAAAAGUUGCAAGACUAAAUAGUAACGUACUACAUUUGUGCCUUACGCAAAAUACAAAACUAGAAGUUUCGCACCCAAUGCAUACAUUGCAAAAUCUGAUGCAUUUGCUAAAUACUGGAAUUAGUGAUCUUGGAAGAAUUGGACCAAUGGAAGUCAAUUUGUUUGUAAGAGCACAACUUCACAAUCGGUUAGUUCCUGAUUACUCAAGAUAUGAAAUGUAGUGAAGAAAAGUAUGUGAUAUAAUGUAUGUGAUAUUAUAUGAUACGUGAUAUUAUGUGAUAUAUGAUUUUAUGUGAUAUACUCGUAGUAGGAUUCGACGAUUAUAUUGUUGCUUAUUUGGAUACGUUAAUUUUUGUUAUUUGCAAGAAACUAACUUUGUGUUGCUUAUAUAAUUUAUGCAUAGAUAUAUUCAUUAAAUAUAUUUUUACGCAGAUAUAUUCAUUCAAUAUUACACAUUUUUUUAUCUUUAACUAUUUUUAUAUAUAUUUAACUAUUUUAAAUUUUAUUUAUGCAGAUAUAUUCAUUAAAUAUUACAUAUUUUUUGUAGCUUUAUUUUUAUUAGCUCUAGAUAAUGUAUUAAUAUAAGCUAUAUAUCGCAUACAGUACAGUAUGCAUAUAAUAAGAUAUUCUUUUCAUCCUGUUUAUGUUCUUUCAAAGAUUUUUAAUAUAUGUUAUUAUAAUAAUAUAUGCUAUUAAUAUAUG
Molecule: messenger RNA, 3977 nt
Organism: Solenopsis invicta (red fire ant)
Lineage: Eukaryota; Metazoa; Arthropoda; Insecta; Hymenoptera; Formicidae
Product: nose resistant to fluoxetine protein 6
Exons: 16
Coding region: 324-2234 (636 amino acids)
Molecular function (GO): acyltransferase activity, transferring groups other than amino-acyl groups
Source: RefSeq, a predicted model, not a curated record